AAAUUAGGGAAUCGGUACGCAAUCACAAUUCUUUUGAUGAAUCCUUGUUUGCUCUUCACAGCAAUAAAACUCUCUCCCUGUAAAAAUGUUCGUAGUUUAAAAUAUAAACGCAGCGCUUUUGUCCAAUGUAUGUGUACAAAAGUAACGGGGCCUUCCACUGGUAUGAAGUCACAAAAGGGAACAGUACCACGAAAGUUCUACAUAAGGUCUGAUAAAUAUGGAGACAUGUUCCUUUCCUCUCUUUCUUCCUUGCCACGGUUGGGAACGGGCGCCUUUGUAUUAGGCUACCGUGUUGAACGUCACUCAGAAGGUUUUCGAGAGUAUUCUGAUCAACUUCCAGUUGUGAGACCUGAGAAACCUAUAGAAUUGUACGAAUUUGAAGCUUGUCCCUUUUGUAGGAAGGUCCGCGAAUCUUUAAGUAUCCUCGACCUAGACGCAAUUGUCUAUCCUUGUCCUAAAGGAGGCCUCCGCUUCAGACCAAAAGUCAAACAACUCGGAGGAAAGUUUUUGUUUCCUUACCUUGUUGAUCCUAAUACUGGAUUUGCUGGUUACGAAUCAGAUGAUAUCAUUGAAUACUUGUUUCAAACCUAUGGCAGCGGCAAAGUGCCUUUUGCGUUAUCCCGUGGCUUUAUUACGAAUAUUACCUCUUCGUUAAGUUCAGCGGUUAGACUUGGAAAGGGUGUUAUGAAGCUACCUUCCGUGGAACCUAUUCAGAAAUUGGAACUUUGGUCUUAUGAAGCGAGUCCGUUCUGUAGAUUAGUGAGAGAGGUCUUAUGCGAGUUGGAACUUCCGUAUCUGUUGCACAAUGCUGCAAGAGGUUCACCGAAACGACAAGAACUUCGACAUAUCACUGGGACGUUUCAAGUUCCUUAUUUAAUAGAUCCAAACACACAAACAAGCAUGUUCGAGUCUGCUGAAAUAAUCGAUUAUCUUUUGGCUACAUAUUCUGCGAAAGCUAGUGAGGGUGCGAAGUUCGGCAGCUCAACUACGUCCAACCCAACUGGAAGAGAAAAGGAAACUUUAUAAAUGCUUUAUAGGAUUUCAUUUUUCUUGUUUCAAGAUUUGUGUGUUUCUUGAUACAUUUUUUCAAUUUCCUU
Molecule: messenger RNA, 1097 nt
Organism: Galdieria sulphuraria
Lineage: Eukaryota; Rhodophyta; Bangiophyceae; Galdieriales; Galdieriaceae
Product: electron carrier
Exons: 3
Coding region: 37-1026 (329 amino acids)
Cellular component (GO): chloroplast
Source: RefSeq, a predicted model, not a curated record